Molecule: messenger RNA, 837 nt
Organism: Lycium barbarum (goji berry)
Lineage: Eukaryota; Viridiplantae; Streptophyta; Magnoliopsida; Solanales; Solanaceae
Product: molybdopterin synthase catalytic subunit
Exons: 2
Coding region: 163-747 (194 amino acids)
Biological process (GO): Mo-molybdopterin cofactor biosynthetic process
Cellular component (GO): cytosol
Molecular function (GO): molybdopterin synthase activity
Source: RefSeq, a predicted model, not a curated record
UUAAAUAAUAUUUAAGGAACUAUUUUGAACCUGCUAAAAAGAUAAGGGACUAUUUUUAUCAUUUUCUCUGCCAAAAAUUGUCAACUUCUACUCUGAAUCAGAAAGAUAAGCUCCAAAACUGCAGUUUCAACAACCAGCCGCUUCAUUCAACAGGUGAUUCAAAUGGCUGACGAGGAGCGAGAUCUAAUUGAGAUCUUGGAAGAGAAUAACCCAAUAGACAUCAACAAAUAUAUUAGUUAUGUUCGUUCUCCCAAAUGUGGAGCUAUAGCAACAUUUGCAGGUACAACACGUGAUACAUUUGACGGUAAAGAAGUCGUAGAGCUACAAUACGAAGCAUAUGUUCCAAUGGCAAUACGUUGUCUGAAAUCCCUUUGUUCUUCUGCCCGAGCAUCAUGGGAUAUCCACUCGAUAGCAGUUGCCCACUGCUUGGGUACUGUUCCUGUUGGAGAGACUAGUGUAUUUGUUGCAAUCUCAUCUGUCCAUCGAGCAGAUGGAUUGGAUGCUUGCAAGUUUCUGAUUGAUGAGCUUAAAGCAUCAGUUCCGAUAUGGAAGAAGGAGAUAUAUACAAAUGGAGAGGUGUGGAAAGAGAAUAAAGAGUUUAUAGAUAGGAUGCCAGAACUUGUGAAGACAUCAGAGGAUCAAGCCGGCGCUUGCUCUGGUAAAAAGAAAGUGGAGGCACAUGAGAGAAAGAGUUGCUGUGGGACAAAGGUUAAAGUCAAUGACGAAAAUGCAGAUUCUUGUAGGUAGUUCUGAAGCACAUGUUGUUGUAUUUCAUACAAACCCUUCAUGUCUAAGCAAACCCGAAAAAUAAUAAAUGGUAAUUCAUUCUUCUUUCAA